Mesorhabditis spiculigera is the source of this 813-nucleotide messenger RNA. The record is from the annotation of a GenBank genome assembly. Lineage: Eukaryota; Metazoa; Nematoda; Chromadorea; Rhabditida; Rhabditidae.
AUGAAUCGACAGCUCUGCUUUUUGCUGAUUUUUGCUAGCGUCAGCGCCGCCGUUAAUAACGCCAUCACCUGUGACGUCACCUCCAAACCCUGGCACCCCGACCACGGCGGAUGCAUCGAGGUUAAGCGUGAGAUAGACAUCGGAGACUCGGGCAUCGCCUUCCACGAGAACGUCACCGACAAGGAUGGCGGGUGGACAUACGUCACCUACGCUUGCCGUGAAUCGCCGAUGCCGGAUGCGGUGAUCUUUUGCGGUGGGCCACCAGCGCCGCCGAGGCGAGCCAUCCCGAAGACGCCCGGCUGCUGGUCGAUGACGUUGAGGGAUGACCCUCAACAUUCCGCUGAAGCUCUGCCCCUGGGCUAUCGUCGUGUCUUCAACAGGCCGGCAGAUUUUGAUCAUCCGGAGCUGUGGACGACGACCACGACCACUACGACGCCAACCACGACUAGAGCCGUGUUCACCUACCCGCCCGACCGGACCCUGGACCCCGUUUAUCCGGGCAUUCCUGACGAUGAGGAUGAAGAAAAGGAUGGUGUGGAUAUGAGCCUCGUCGGAACUCUGUUGGCCGUCUGCCUCGGCUUGUUGCUGUGCUGUUGUAUGAUCUUCUGCAUCUGCAAGUGUUGCUGGGUUCGUGGGCGUCGUGAAGAAGCCGACGACGGUCCGCAGGCGUGGCGUCCGCAGGGCCAGAGCGGCACCUCCAGCUAUCCAAGACAGCAGCAGCCGCCGAUGAUGCAGCAGCAGCCUCCGAUGGCGUACCCGGUGCCCAACCCACACGAUGAGGGAUCUGAUGAAGUGAACGUCAUCGGGCGUACC